Messenger RNA from Fopius arisanus, 420 nucleotides. RefSeq names its product odorant receptor 82a-like. Gene Ontology annotation, molecular function: olfactory receptor activity; odorant binding. Gene Ontology annotation, cellular component: plasma membrane. Lineage: Eukaryota; Metazoa; Arthropoda; Insecta; Hymenoptera; Braconidae. The coding region runs from base 7 to 357 and encodes 116 amino acids. The transcript has 3 exons. Gene Ontology annotation, biological process: detection of chemical stimulus involved in sensory perception of smell; sensory perception of smell. The record is from RefSeq and is a predicted model, not a curated record.
CUCAACAUGAUUGUCAUAAGCAUGACUGCUGUUCAGGUUGUGACUAAUUUGAAUGCACUAGCCAGAUUAUUCAAGAGUUUUGUUUACACUGUGGCUUUGACAGUGCAUUUGUUCAUUCAGUGUUUCAUGUCGCAGCAGAUCGUCGACAGCAGUCUUCUAGCCAAACAAAGCUUGAUGAAUGCUAAAUGGUACCUCGCUCGAAAACCGACUAAGCAAUUGCUGCACUUCAUGAUUAUGAGGAGUCACGUCCCGUGUCAACUGACGGCAGGAAAAAUUAUGCUCAUGUCCCUGAAUACCUUCAGCUCGGUCAUCAGAACCUCCGCGACCUACUUCACAGUAUUUUUAGAUAUGCAAUAGCCUAAAGAAUUUGUGUCCGUCACUUGUUGAAUAUGGAUGACCCUGCAAUAAAUUUUUGAUAUA